Molecule: messenger RNA, 670 nt
Organism: Anopheles coustani
Lineage: Eukaryota; Metazoa; Arthropoda; Insecta; Diptera; Culicidae
Product: transcription factor Maf-like
Exons: 2
Coding region: 98-418 (106 amino acids)
Source: RefSeq, a predicted model, not a curated record
CACCUCGCUGAUCACGACCACCACCACGCCGGUGAAGGGGGCCAGCGUCGACAGUAGUAGCGUCAGCGGUAGCGAUCAGAGUACGACCGCCGCCGAGAUGGCCGGCUACAACCUCGGCGGGGAGCUGGGCGGGGGCCAUCUGCACCGGCUCCACCAUCAGCAUCAGGGCAGCAUCGGGAGCAACGCUUCUUCGGGUGGUGUCCUUGUGUUGACCAGUGGUGGUGGUGGUGGUGGUACCGUCGGCACGAUCGCUUCGUCCGCGUCGUCCUCGAGUGCGAGUGCCACCGUGCCGCUACUGCAGCACCACCAUCACCACCACCAUCUGCACCAUCACCUUCAUCAGCAUCUGCAUCCUGGCGGUGGAGACGCCAGUUCCCCAGCCCAAGCAGCUCCGAUUCCGAGCAAGAGGAACCUCUAACCGAGCACGAUGGUCUAACUGAUCGCUACCGGCGACGAUGUCCCCCCGCUAGCAAUCAACUCGAGUCAAUGAAGAAAAAUGGUGGACCAUGACCGAAAAGGGAAACGGAACCAAGGACAGGAACUGAAGGAAGCACCAGCACCAGCAGCAUCAGCAGCAGCAGCAUCAGCAGGCGAACACCACAACACCAUCGGCCAUCAAUCGCCAUUAUCAGCCGUGCGCUUUCGUGAGGCUACGAGAACGAGACCAACG